UCUGAAACAGUAUAAAAGUGCUGUUGUUAUUGCUAUCUUUCAAGGCCUGGCUAUUACUACAUUAGGUUCUGGUUCCAGUUAUUUCAGCCUGACAUUUCCUGCCUCUGGCUAUAUUAGCACAAAGAGUUGAGGGGAAAACACUUAAAGGAGAACACAUGCAGCAAAAUUACCUACCUACCCACCUCUUUAACCCAGCAACUCUUCUUUAGGUUUUUUUUGAUAAGGUGAUAAGAUAAAGAUGGUUAGUGUAUUUGAGAAAUGAAAAGAUUAAUUCUAAAGCAGAACAGCUAUAACAAAUGUAGACAAGAUCAUGAAAGAUAAGGGCAUUAUAAUGAUAAGGGAGAAGUACCAUAUCUUAAAGCAAAGAUCUUUGUAAUGAUGUGCUCUGUAAAACCUGGACCUUUGGAAAAAAAAAAAAGUAAAAAAAAAGGGUAAGAUUCUUUUAGGAUAUAGAUUUGGAUGUAAUUAGUUCUGAACCAAAGAAAAGCUGAUUUGUUCUUCCUUGAAAUGAUAUUCAGAUUUUGAACAGGUGAUGCAAGUGGAAUCUACAUAAGAAAAAAGAUUAUGUUUGGCAAGAUUAAGGUGAAUUACUGCAAUUGUGUGAAUCACGUGGUCGUUAAGCAAAUCUAGCUUCCGCCGUUGACUUUGCUUGUUGGAAACUGGCUGGGAAGGUCGCAGGUGGCUAUCACAUGACCCCGGGACGCUGCGGCAGUUUUAUCCUUGCUGCACCUCAGGCUAGAGCACCUUCUCCAACUUGGCACUUUCCAAAUGGAUUGGCAUGCCUAACUCCAGGGAAUUCUGGGAGUAUAAUUGCCAGAGCUGACGAGAAUGUGCAAGAGACACAGCCAUAGCAAAGUGAAGUGCAAUGCAUGUAAUAAAGUGUGCAACACAAAAGGAAUAGUUUCAAUGAACUGACGGAAUUACAGAAUUUUCGAUUUGCCAUCCUCUUUGCAGACAGUGAUGGCGAACCUUUUAGAGACUGAGUGCCCAAACUGCAACCCAAAACUGACUUAUGCAUCGUCGAGUGCCAGGGCUCUGUUUACAUACGAGGGGAACAGCAAUGACCUCAGAGUGGCAGGGACUGGAGAUGGUGGUCUGGAGGAGAUGGUGGACGAGCUCAAUAGUGGGAAAGUAAUGUAUGCUUUCUGCCGAGUGAAAGACCCCAACUCUGGCUUGCCGAAAUAUGUGCUCAUUAACUGGUUUGGGGAAGGCGUUAACGACGUGAGAAAAGGAGCCUGUGCCAACCACGUCACUUCAGUGGUAAACUUUUUGAAGGGUGCUCAUGUGACAAUAAAUGCUCGGGCUGAUGAAGAUGUGGAACCAGAGACCAUUAUGGAGAAGGUGGCCAAAGCUUCAGGGGCAAACUAUAACUUCCAUAAAGAAGGGAGCAAGUUUCAGGAUGCAGGACCACAAGCUCCUGUGGGCUCCGUUUACCAGAAAACAAAUGCUAUGUCUGAGAUUAAAAGGGUCAGCAAAGAUAACUUUUGGGCCAAAGCAGAGAAAGACGAGGAAAAUCGCCGGCUGGAAGAAAAGAGGAGAGCGGAGGAAGAGCGUCAACGUUUGGAAAAGGAGAGUCGGGAUCGGGAACUGAAGGAAGCAACUUUACGGGAGCGAAGAUACAAGGAGCGAGCCCAGGAGAUUGAUGCUCAGAGGAAAUUCCAGCUACAACAGGAAGCCAACUCAAAAGAACAAGAAAAACAACAAUGGAAGGAGCAAGAAGAAAUUCGCAGCAAGAAAGGUUUCCCACGGAGGAGUGAUUCUGUGGAGAAAGCUCAGGAAGCAGCAUCACUAGUAGCUCAACGAUCAGUGAAUCCUCGUGAGAUCUUUAAACAGAAGGAGAGGUCCAUGUCUACAGAAGCAGCAGCCACCAUCAGCUCCCAGCCAGGCAAGUUACGGAGCCCUUUCCUCCAGGAGAGAAGUCAGGCGGAGAAUCCUGUCUCCCCUGUCCAACCAGCUGCACAGGAUGUUCCUUCUCCUCCUCCUCCUGUUGUUCGUUCGUCUGGUCACGACACACCUCCAGUUUUUCCUGUUCCCGAACUUGGUAAUUCUGUCAGGGAGGAGAACCACAAGGCAGGGGCUGCAAUCCAUGAACCAGAGGUAGAACAGGAGGCGGUGUAUGAGGAACCCCCAAACCAGCGUGUGAUCUACGAUGAGCCCCCUGAGCCUGAAGAUGCAAACUAUGAUUAUAGUGAUGCCUACCAAGAAAACCUUAACAUGGAAGGAAAGGGAAUAUGUGCCCGUGCUCUGUAUGAUUACCAGGCUGCUGACGACACAGAGAUCUCUUUCGACCCUGAGAACAUGAUUACAAACAUUGAGAUGAUUGACGAGGGCUGGUGGCGAGGUUACGGGCCCGAUGGUCACUUUGGGAUGUUUCCGGCCAACUACGUGGAACUUAUUGAAUAAGGGAUCCUCGCCCGGGGGGGCAGGGGACGAGUGCAAAUAAUGUCUGAAAGAGCAACUUUCCUCAAAACCACUUCUUGGAGAUGAAGCUGUGUAUGAUUUUUUUUUUGAAGGGGGGCGUUCCUUCAUACCCCCAUCGCUGGCAAAACCCUCUGCAUCUGCUUGGUGAAGCGGAUCCUUUUUCUGCUUUGUUCAUUUUUCCUUAACAGGCGUUUUCAGAUAGAGAUGGACCUCAUUUUGGGCGACACACAAUACUUCCGUUUGUUCAGAGAGAGAGAGAGAGAGAGAGGAAGUACCAUGUAGCGGGAAGAGCCCUGCACAAAAACCACUCUCAGCAGACAUACAUGGACCAUGGCAUUCUUGAAUAUCAACCCGUGCUCUUUUGAAGAAAGGGAAGCGAUGGUUCACAUGUCUGCAGAGCUUUUCAGUCUGCCAAUUGUAACUUUGCAAGACAGCACAAGAGAGCAGAAAUCGUUAAGAGAUGCCUACCUUAGUAUUAUCUUUGAUUGAGGCUGCAGCCCCACAACCCACUUACUCCAAAGUGCUGCUUUGGGGGGAAAUGGAUUGUUUCGAGCUGCUUUUGGAGGACAGCCUGUUUGGAAUUGCUCCAAGGGAAAAAGCUGAUUUUUACCCCUGCUUUCUGCAAGCUGCUUUUGUGCAGCUUCAUUCCAUUUCAGUGAAGCAAUUCUUUAGGGAAGAACUCUCCCCCACUUAUGUGCCAGCUGAUUGGGGAUGGAAGCUCCUGGAGCACUUGUAGAAACUCUUAAACUUGCAAUAAGACAAAAGGCUGUGUCAGUGGGUCUCAUGGCAGUGGAGGUUUAGAUUUCAACUCAAUCCCCAUAGCCGGGGGUAGGCAACCUUGGCUCUUUUAUGACUCGUGGACUUCCAACUCCCAGCUAUGCUGGCUCAGGAAUUCUGGGAGUUGAAGUCCACGAGUCAUAAAAGAGCCAAGGUUAUCUAUCCCUGCCCAUAGGUAAUGAGCCAGUUGGUCCAAAUCAAGGCCUAGCACUGAGCUGGUAGUAGGUGCACACAGUUUUAAAUAUUACGCUUGUGUGUCCGUGUGGUGAGGUUUGCUCGAUGGAACUGUGAUUUGUUCAGUUACCCUUUCUGGAAUGUAGGGGUGGGAGGACAGAAGUACAUUAAAUUUGGCGGAGGUAAAAUUGGAAUUCAUUUCUUCCUCUGCCUAUUUUGUGGGUGUUUUUUUAAAAAUACAGAAUAUAAAAAAAACAUUUGGCAGCUGAAUAUACAAGAAUGGUACAAAUUCUGAAACCGGAUAUUAAAUAUCAGGCCCACUCUUUCCCACCAACUUCUCUUUACAGUAUAGAGGUAUUAACCUCCAAAAGGCAGUGUUUAUGUUUGUUUCGUUGGCUCAAGAUAGUUUUAACGGGUUUCAGACUUUCAGCUCUACCCAGGCAGAUGAAAGAAUUUAUGAGUUGGAAGAGACCAUUCCAUUUAAACCCAUUCCAUGGUCACUGUAGGAAUCUAAUAGGUAGCCAUUUCACCCCUCUUUUAAAACCUGAAGUGAGAGCAAGGCCAUACUUCCCAUUGCUUAAUCAUCUUAUUUAUACGAUACGUAGAAUAAUUGAUUAUUGCAAUUGCUUUUCACAGCCUCAUGUUCAAAAUUCUCCUUUUUCCAGCCUUUUGCUAUGCCUGAAGAUUUAUGGUGGGGGUAAAAAAGCUAGUAGAUUGUGACAAAAUAACAAUGAAAAGGAAUUAAAAUGACAUAAUAAGCCUGUGAA
Molecule: messenger RNA, 4139 nt
Organism: Crotalus tigris (Tiger rattlesnake)
Lineage: Eukaryota; Metazoa; Chordata; Lepidosauria; Squamata; Viperidae
Gene: DBNL
Product: drebrin like
Exons: 18
Coding region: 961-2403 (480 amino acids)
Biological process (GO): positive regulation of dendritic spine morphogenesis; postsynaptic actin cytoskeleton organization; neuron projection morphogenesis
Cellular component (GO): plasma membrane; dendrite; postsynaptic density
Molecular function (GO): actin filament binding
Source: RefSeq, a predicted model, not a curated record